AUGAAGCGCUGCGUGGACUGCUUGAGUCCUUCGGAUCCAGGCACACUGAAGCGAAUGUAUCGCGAAAUUGCCGUUCUUCGGCAAGUACACCAUGAUAACAUCAUCGCACUUACGGAUGUGUUCCUGCCACACGUGGGACACGACUUGUUCCUUUUCUUUCAAGCUGCAUCCUGCGAUCUUGAACAUGCCAUACGGUACAACAUGCUGGAUGAGCUUGCUCAACAAAGUAUUGGCUGCGACGUUAUCCGAGCACUGGCGUACUUGCACGCAUCUGACCUGAUACAUCGAGACCUCAAGCCAAGCAACGUUUUGUUGGACGAGAGCGGGGCCAAACUCUGCGAUUUUGGCCUCGUUCGAUUGAUUGGUUUGUAUCCCAAAGGCCUGACCGAGUAUGUGGGCAUGCGCUGGUACCGCGCUCCCGAGCUUUUUCUCGGAUCCAGAUGCUACAACCAGAGCAUUGAUGUUUGGUCCUACGGAUGCGUUGUGGCUGAGAUGGCUUUGGGCCGACCGCUGCUGGCGGGGAUUGACUCGGAGGAGCAGCUCGGGCUGGUGGUGGGGCUCCUGGGCCGUCCCACAGAGCUGGAGGCUGGGGAGGGGCAGCAUGUGGGCGUGAAGCACCCAGCUAGCCACCGAUUGGCCCAAUUCGGCCCAACCGGGCUUGCAGAGGGAUUUGUAAUUCUGUUUUUUCUGUCUUCUCCUCUCUCUCUCUCUCUCUCUCUGUGCAGGCAGAGCUGCCAGGCGUGCCGCUGGAAAACGUGCCGCGUGCUGCCCCAAAGCGUUGAGCGCAGCGUGUGUGCAAGUUUCCAAAGCACCAGGUCUGAUGCGCACCGCGCCUGUGGGCGCAACAUUAGAGCAGAGGAUGGCUGA
Effrenium voratum is the source of this 867-nucleotide messenger RNA. The record is from the annotation of a GenBank genome assembly. NCBI's taxonomy places the organism in Eukaryota, Dinophyceae, Suessiales, Symbiodiniaceae.